AUGGAUGGAGUAGGCAGAUAUGCUGUCACUAGUCUCUGUUUUGAUACUCAAGAGUUGUUGUGGGCUGGCAAUCAAGGUGGAUAUGUGGCAUCGUAUGGAGGAAUGAACUUGCAGAAAUAUUCAGCUUUCCGUUCACACAUGACAAAUGAUAUUCGCCAGAUUUUGACAACUGAACAGGGAGUUAUUUCUCUAAAUAGAAACAGUCUACGAUGUUCAAUACGAAGAGGACUUUCUGUGUUCACAUACACUGAUCCCCAGAUGUUAGAUAUGCAGUGUAUGAUAAGAACGUCACCUACGUCACUGUUAGUUGGAGGACAUCAGAAGAAAGCUUUUGAACUAGAUCUGAAUAAAGUACAGCUGAUAAAUGAGUUUGAAAUGAAUGAUCCAGGUUGUGCUAUUUUAAGACAGAAUAGUAAAUACUUGUUUGCAGGAGACACGAGUGGAAAGGUAACCCUAUAUGAUGUCAAGACUAUGAAAGCAGAACAUGUAUUAGAUGCUCAUUCUGGUACUCUCUCAGAUUUUGAUGUUCAGGGGAAUCUUAUUAUUACUUGUGGAUUUGGAAAUCGGAUGGGUGCUAUGACAGCUGAUAGAAUAUUAAUGGUCUAUGAUAUGAGAGUUAUGAGAGCUGUAGCUCCUAUACAGAUAGCUAUUGAUCCUAUGUUUCUUAGAUUUGUCUCAGCCUAUUCCAAUAGACUUGCUGUUGUCUCUCAGAAUGGAAGUUUUCAAGUGAUAGAAACUACUGCUAUGAAGCCACCAAAUAUGAUGUUAUAUCAAGUUAAUAGUCAUGGAGCAGCCAUUAUGAGUUUUGAUAUUUCAUCAUCAUGUCAAUCACUGGCUUUUGGUGACAGCUCAAGCUAUGUCCAUUUAUUUAGUACUGGUGAACAUCCUUGUUUUAAUUUUAAUCCUGAAUCUACCGAAUUUACUGAUCAUGUAGAACAUAUUGAUCCUAUACAUAUUAUGGAUGAAAGAACCCCAUAUUCUAUUAUUCCUAUGAUGUAUCCCUCUAAUGGUCAUUUAUUAUCUGACUGGCCCCACCAUUUAACUCAACAAGUUUAUAGGAAACCUAAGCCAAUAGAUCUUGAAAUAUUACGUACAAUGAAGAUUUAUCACAAUGCAGGGUAUGCACCCAACCCGGGUAAAGAACGUCGAAAUCAAGUACCAUAUAAACUCAAUAAAGAUAAAAAAUCUAACAAUUCCAGUGUCCCUGAAUCUCCACUGGGCAGAGGUGAAGAUGCCUUUGUCUUGGUACCAAGAACUUAUAAGAAAUUGGAGAUGAAAUAUUCAAAGCUAGGCCUAGCUGAUUUUGACUUCCGACAUUAUAAUAAAACGAAAUUCGCUGGUUUAGAAACACAUAUACCUAAUGCUUAUUGUAAUGCCAUGUUACAGGUAUGUUCUUAUCAAAAUUAUACCCAACUUUUCGUUCCAAACUUUUUGCUUCAUUUUUAUACGCCCAUACGAAUAUGUGGUCGUAUAUUUCAUCUAUGUCAGAAAGAAUUCUGUUUGGCUUGUGAACUGGGUUUCCUGUUCCAUAUGUUAGAUAGUCAAGAUGGACAGACUUGUCAGGCCAGUAAUUUCUUACGAGCAUUCCGGACCAAGCCAGAGUUAGCCUUAUUAGGAUUGGUACUUAGUGAAGCAGAUGAAACAGCUGGCAGAGCUAAUCUCACUAGAUUAAUACAGAGCUGGCAGAGAUUUGUUCAUCAACAGAUACAUUCGGAUGAAUUAAAAGAGAAAGAAAAGGAGGAAAGUGACGCUACAGAAAGUAAUGGUGAUGAAAAGUUAGUUGUUUUUAAAACAUCCAUUAUAACUGAUUUAUUUGGUACCACGACAACCACGACGCUGACUUGUAGAUGUGGAGUGGAAACUACGAGAGAUGUAGAUACAACUUUAACUAAUCUAUCAUACCCUGACUGUAACCCAUCAGUGUCGUAUACAUUAGCUGAUGUAUUAAAAUAUAGCUGGAUGUCAGAGACUAUGAUACAGGCGUGGUGUAAUGAUUGUAAUAGGUAUCAACCACAUGUUCAAAAGAAAACAUUAAAGAAUAUACCAGAUGUUAUAGCUCUAAACUGUCAGAUGGAAAAUAAACGGGACUUUCACUUCUGGAGAACUCAAAUAAAGACAGAAUUCAAAAUGGUGGAGAAGGAAAUAGAUGGGAAAAUUUUCAAUGUGACAUAUGAGCUUCCGACCAUUCGAUUGAGGCCAGAAUUGGAACAGACAGAAUCUGUUCAGAACCCGCCUAUCGAGCGCCAAUCAUUCAGCUGGAUACCACUAGGUCUAAAAAUAACACUAGAUGAUAAAUCUAAUUUAGAUAUAGAACAGAUAUCAGAUGAGGAGACCUUGCCUAAAAAGCUUGCAGAUUUUACUAAAUACUAUGAACUGCUAGCAAUAGUAUCUCAUAUCAAAGAUGACCAGACAGGUGGCAAUUUAGUCAGUCAUAUUAAAGUUGCGGAGCCUUAUCAUUUACGUAAAGAGAGAGUGCCCUGUACUCAGUGGUAUCAUAUUAAUGAUUUCUGUAUUGAACCAGUGGAAAGGCCUGAAGUUACAUCGAUGAAUUUAGAUUGGAAGAUACCCUGUAUUUUAUAUUUUAUACGUAGAAAUAUUACAGAUUAUCAUCCUUGUAAAGUUGUGAAUCCCAUCAGUUCAGAAGUAUUGUUCAAUGAUCCAGGGCUAGCUAAUGCUGAAAGACGUAAAAUCACCUUCACACCUCUACAGAAAGAUCAGUUACCAAAGAAAGGAGAUUUAGUUGGGUUGGAUGCUGAAUUUAUUUCUUUGAAAGAGGAAGAAGCAGAAUUAAGGAGUGAUGGUACCAAAUCAACCAUUAAACCAUCCCAUAUGUCAGUGGCUAGAAUUACUUGUAUACAUGGUCAAGGUGAUCUACAGAGUGAACCAUUUAUAGAUGAUUAUAUACAGAAUUCUGAACAGGUAGUGGAUUACCUAACACAGUAUUCAGGUAUCAAACAAGGUGACCUUGACCCUUCUGUUUCCACCAAACAUCUGACGACACUAAAGGCUACGUAUCAGAAACUGCGAUAUCUAAUUGAUGCUGGCGUAGUGUUUAUAGGACAUGGUUUAAAGAAAGACUUUAGAGUUAUUAACCUUCAUGUACCAAAGAAUCAAGUAAUAGAUACAGUCCAGUUAUUUCAUCUUCCUAGACAGAGAAUGAUCUCUUUAAAAUUCUUAGCUUCUUAUUUUCUUAAAUUGAAUAUCCAGUCCUUUACCCAUGAUUCAGUAGAAGACGCGAGAACAGCUUUACGAUUGUAUCUGAAAUACCAAGAGAUAGCGGAGGACAGUAAAGAAAAGGUGCAGGCCACCAUUAAAGAGAUGUAUGAAAUUGGAAGAAAAACUCAGUGGAAAAUUCCUGAUAUUGAAGAUGAUGUUGUAGGGGGUUCACUCCCCUUUCUGUAA
Lottia gigantea (owl limpet) is the source of this 3402-nucleotide messenger RNA. RefSeq lists its product as hypothetical. Gene Ontology annotation, molecular function: nucleic acid binding; poly(A)-specific ribonuclease activity; protein binding. NCBI's taxonomy places the organism in Eukaryota, Metazoa, Mollusca, Gastropoda, Lottiidae. The coding region runs from base 1 to 3402 and encodes 1133 amino acids. The transcript is spliced from 27 exons. Gene Ontology annotation, cellular component: PAN complex; P-body. The record is from RefSeq and is a predicted model, not a curated record. Gene Ontology annotation, biological process: mRNA processing; nuclear-transcribed mRNA poly(A) tail shortening.